AUGAUCCAAGUUGAAAUGAAAAGACACGCUCAGGUUUACGCAGUGAAAGCGGCUGAUGAGCGAAAUCAUCGUUGCGGGAGGAUAUCAUUGGCCACGGCAACCAUCACCGGAACGUUGAUGGUGGGGAUUCCAAUUUUGCAACUACUGCUGGGCUGCCUUCCUCUGGCCGCAGCGCACAACUCCCGUGACUAUUGGAAUCCAUGCCGAGAGGCUCUAUUGACGGCCGACCAGAAUAGCGAUGGUUUUUUCAACCGAUACCCCGAGUAUUCCAUGUUCCUUAAUAAACUCAUGCUGGCAAAGAUGCCCCACGAAGAUGAUGAUACGGGGCCGACGUCAUUUUGGAACAGCAAUGUCAAUGACGAGACUGUAACGCGAGAGUUCCAAGAGCUGUUUGACCAGCAGAUGAACGAGUUGAUGGACAUUAGCGUUCUUCAAAGUCCCGAAACGCCGAUGGUUACCCAAGACAGCAACUUACUAUUCAUGGACAUUUGCUACACUGCGUGGGAAGCACUUCGUCAAGAACCACGAGGCAAUAAGUCAGCUUUCUUCCAAGAGAAGCAACAGUCCAUAACAGACGACAACACGUCUACGGCACACGACCAACAACAACGGCAGCAAGAAGACGUGGAGCGUUGCACUCUUGUUUCGCGAGAAUAUCAAGUUCUGAUUGACAUUCGGAUUUGGUUUCCUGGCGAGGAAUCUACGGCUUGUGACGCAGAUGAAGAGAGCAACAUCGUCUUCCAUGUUCAAAAGGCAUUCAACAAUGGCCUGAAAGACAUGCAAGGCAGCAUCGCCUUGAACCAAUUUACAUUCGACUAUGAACAAGAAGAAGUCGCGCACCAAGCGACUCCGGUUAACUACCGACGACGGGAAGAUACCCAAAGCAAGCACUACAAUAAGCAUGUCAAAGGAAGCGCACGCAACAAAACAUGCCCACUUCGAACAGAACCGUGUAAGAACGGCGACUCAAAGAUUUGUCGUUGGGGGUGUCUGACGGCAACAAUAAACGACUGCAAGGAUACAUCAAGAAAUGUGGACUGGAACAAGCUAAGCCCCGGCAUCCAAACCCAGCUGAGGACACUGGGGUACAAGUGUCUGGGAGUACCAGAAAACCUUAGCAUUUUCCUACAGGCAAUAUCACUAGACAGAAUAAACAUCAUGGCAUCUACAAGUGCCUUCGGGUCUCCACUACAACCAAUGAAGCAAUCUCCAAUCAAAACACUAGGUCCAAUAUCAAUGCCACAAAUGGAAUCAAGACCAAAGAGACACCUUGAAGAAGCAUCAAGUGUGGCUCCCAGCACAGCAAGUGCAGCUCCCAGUGCGGCUAGUGAGGCUCCGAGUUUAGCAAGUGAGGCUCCGAGUUUAACAAGUGAGGCUCCGAGCGCAGCAAGUGAGGCUCCAAGUUUAGCAAGUGCAGCUCCCAGUGUGGUUAGUGAGGCUCCAAGUUUAGCAAGUGAGGCUCCAAGCACAGCAAGUGAGGCACCGAGUUUCGCAAGUGCCACUCCAAGCGCAGCAAGUGCAGCUCCCAGUGUGGCUAGUGAUGCUCCGAGUUACGCAAGUGCGGCUCCCAGUGCGGCUAGUGAGCUCCGAGUUUAG
Messenger RNA from Seminavis robusta, 1596 nucleotides. The record is from the annotation of a GenBank genome assembly. NCBI's taxonomy places the organism in Eukaryota, Bacillariophyta, Bacillariophyceae, Naviculales, Naviculaceae.